Messenger RNA from Cladophialophora carrionii CBS 160.54, 468 nucleotides. RefSeq lists its product as uncharacterized. The transcript has 2 exons. The coding region runs from base 1 to 468 and encodes 155 amino acids. The record is from RefSeq and is a predicted model, not a curated record. NCBI's taxonomy places the organism in Eukaryota, Fungi, Ascomycota, Eurotiomycetes, Chaetothyriales, Herpotrichiellaceae.
AUGUCACGAACGAUCGAGGUCACGGUUAGACAAGCCCUCCAGACCGUGCAAAACAGCAGUACAGGAGAGGUUGACGAACGUAUCCACCAGAUGCUCGAGGACUACCUUCGCCAAACCUGGAGCCGAAUUCAGGCUCAACCUGACACCUACGUUAUGACUGACCUUGAGUUCGCCGUGCUCAACCACUUCCGAGCACGGGCCGAGUACCAGAAUGAGACUGCCAGAAAGGCAAUCUCUAGAUACUGGGACAACAUACGUCCCAGCAAUGGAGCCGACAGCACGGAUCUUCGGCAAAUGCCGGAAGAGGGAUACACAAGCCGAGUGUCUUGGAUGACUCGUGCCCUUUCCAUAAAUCUCCUUUUGCAGGAAGGAUUUGCUCCCGACAGGGACCAAGAAUGGAGCCGCCAGUUCCGCCCAGACGCCAGUCGUUCUUUGAAGUCCCCGAAAGAGGCAUACACACGGAAAUGA